UGGGAGGGGAGAAGAGGGUGCAUGAGUUGCUUCAUGCUGUCUGAUUGCAGGCAUUGGCACUGCAGCUGCCACCCUUGUGCCCAUGGAGAUGGGAGGGGAGGCAUGGAGGGGGAGUGACAGAAGUCCCAGUGCUCUGGGAAGAAGGUGCGGCACCAAGAGCUAUUGGCAUCACAUCUGUUAGGCUGGUGCCCAGUGCUGGGGAAUGGGGGAACCAGGAGGCAGAAAGGAAGGGCAGGAAUGUGUUGCUGAUGUUACUGUCCCUCUAGAAGUAGAUCUGAGGAACGUUUUGACUAUGAGGCGGUUACCUCUGUUCGGCCUGGGGAGUGGAGUGCUGGAGAGUAGACAAGGAAGUGCCAGGAAAGAGUCUAGGAGCCAGGGAGGAGAGGCUGUGCCACUGCUACCCAGGAAGAACUUGUCUGGGCUUAUGAUAUGGCCCUUUGUGAGAACACUGGAGAGCAUGGGAACUGGGAUGUGAGGUGGAAGCUGGCACUGCCCAUGGAGCCUGACAUUGUGUGGAACAGGGCAGGGUGAUAGUGUCCCUCUAGUUUAGUUGAGAAGGUUGUUGACCAGGAGUGAGGUGGUGAGAUGGAGGGGUGCUUUAUUUGAGAGAAUAGACUUUUUUCUGCCAGGAGCUCCUUCCUAUUCCCUCUUAGGCAUGGAGAGCUGAAUGACAGACGGAGUGCCGUGAGGACACAAAGGAGGAAGCGUGCCAUUGCUAAGACCCCAAGGAAGAAGAGUGGAGAGUGCCGACAGUCCUACCUGGCCUCCAGCCAGUUUCCCACUGAAGAUGGCCAUAUCCUCUAGCCUGGGCUGAACUGCCUAGGGUUGGGACAGUUCUGAUUUCAACAUUUCUGGAAGUGGAUGGCAGCUUCAGAAGAAGCAAGUUUCCAAGAAGAGAAAGCAGGAGGCCCUCGGUCAAUGGGGUCAACAUGGCCAAGGGCUUGAUUGAAGUUGAGCGCAAGUUUGUUCCAGGGCCUGGCACCGAGGAAAGACUGCAGGAACUGGGGGGCAUUCUGGAGCAUCAGGUCACCUUUCGAGACACUUACUAUGAUACUUCUGAGCUAAGCCUUAUACGAUCUGACCACUGGCUGCGACUACGAGAAGGUAGUGGGUGGGAGCUCAAAUGCCCAGGACCAGCCCGUGUCUCAGGUCCCCACAAUGAGUACACGGAACUGACUUCGGAAUCUGCAAUUGUGGCCCAGCUCUUUGAGCUGCUAGGGGCAGAGGGGCUGGAGGCUGCAAGUGUGGUCGCUGUAUUGGCUCCACUGAAGCUGCUGGAAGUAGCUAGUUUUGUGACUAAACGCAGUUCCUGGAAACUGGUGUUCUCCGGAGCUGAGGAACAGGAGCCGCUGCUUAGAGUGGACCUGGAUACAACAGACUUUGGCUACGCCGUUGGUGAGGUAGAGGUUUUGGUGCAUGAGAAAGCUGCUGUGCCAGCUGCCCUAGAGAAGAUCGUCAGCUUCAGCAGCAAGCUUGAGAGGCUUUCUGGCCACACCACCCGAGUGGACCUUUGGGGUCUUACUGCCACAGUCCAGCGAGGGAGCGGGGGUGCCGGCACAGGAGAAGGCACCUGCCAAGGUCCAGGUGUACCUACAGCGCUUCAGGCCUCAGGACUAUCAGCGCCUGCUAGAAGCAAACAGCUCCAGAGAGCCCACGGGGGAAUCAACAUCCUGAUAGCAGUUUGUGCUAGCAAGGUUCACUUCCUGGAAGGGACAAGAACUCUAGGUCUGAUGUUGCCGUCCACACCUGGACUCACUGUGCCCUUCCCUUCCAAGUGUCUUCUCUCUCCAGCUCUUCCCAUUCUUUCACUCUAUCCUCAGCUACCCUUCCCUGAGCCCUCCGGGCUGCCUCUUCUCCCUCAUCCGUCAGAUGCAAUCUGUGGGCCGCCCCUCUCCCCUGGCCGCUAAGCAGCCUCCAUUGAUUUCCGCUCGUGUUUAUAGGAUUUCCACUUAGCCGUGAUCAGUAGUUAAGCACAGGAAAAUCCCUUGCCGCCCCCCCCUCCCUUGGUCGAUGCCAUUGAUUCUGCCAGCGGCUUUGAAACCGCCUUACAGCUGAGUUAGAGACGAGGGGAGGCAGCAGGGAUUUCCCUGCCUUGGGGUGUAGGGAAUAGCAACAAGAUGGGGAAAUAGUUGGGAAUUCCUGUUAGAAACCCAGAAAUUCUGCUCUGGUUUUGCCACUGUGCCUAGAGGGUAGAGUACCCUGUGUGUCCGUUUAGAGGUAAAUUUGCUCCCCAGUACAGAAAGGGGUAAAGAGAAAACCCUUAUUGUUGAGACAGGUCCCUAAGGUUCCAGGGAAGAGUUCUUCCUGUUUGACAAGGCUCUACCCUUGUUAUUCAUACCUUUUCUUUCUCAACUAUGCCAAAAUGGGCUUUCUGCCCAGCCUCAGGCUUUAUUUGUAGAGGAGGCAGGUCCUUCUGUUUGCAGUGACAAAUGUAGGACCAGAGUGCCACCUGCUGGUAGCCCUUUGGGGUCUGUUCCCAGUUUGUGGGGUGAAGGAUUUCCGGUGAGUGGAAACAGUUAUGAAUGAAGAAGGCAAGCAUAGGGAAUAGCUUAACAACCUGGGACUCCACUUGGUUUGGGCUCUGUACCUACCUUCUUCUAACAAUACACUUGGCAAUCUAUGAUCCUCACCUUCACGUACCACACACACACACACACACACACACACUUCUAAUAAUGCAUCUAGCAACCUAAGACCCCCUCCACCUGCAUCAAGUUGCAAAUACAUCCCACUCGAACAAUGGAAUCAAUCUCUCUUCCUCCUAGCAACCACAAGAACUCCCCUUUUGUGGACAGUUUAUAUUCAAACAUAUUUCAGAACAUAUCUGAGUAUGGCUGAUCUGGCCAGGAUUGGUUUUGGGUGCAUGUACAAUAAGGUAAAGUAUGUCCUCUGAGUGCAGUUUUACCAUUUUUGCCUAUGUAUAAUUGAAUGUGCAGAUGCCGCAUGGGAAGGGCUAUACAUGCACAAUGAGGAAAGGCUUACAUAAUCCAAGCCUGUCAAUCAAAAUGGAGAACCACCCAAAUGAUACCCCUUAGCAACGAACUCCUCCUUCCCUGAACCCUGUUGAAGAAGACCCAGGCAGCAGUCUGGGCCCUUGAGUGCAUUCCCUCUAGUGUGAACCCUUGAGCGCAUUCCCUCUAGUAUGAACCCUUGAGCGUGGUCCCUCUAGUGUGAACCCUUGAGCGCAUUCCCUCCAGUGUGAACCCUUGAGCGUGGUCCCUCCAGUGUGAACCCUUGAGCGUGGUCCCUCUAGUGUGAACCCUUGAGCGUGGUCCCUCCAGUGUGAACCCUUGAGCGUGGUCCCUCUAGUGUGAACCCUUGAGCGCAUUCCCUCUAGUGUGAACCCUUGAGCGUGGUCCCUCUAGUGUGAACCCUUAAGCGCAUUCCCUCUAGUGUGAACCCUUGCAGCGUAUUUCUGAUUUGUACCGUCACUUUGCUUUUGAAUAAAGUUGCCUGGCUACUUUGUAA
Nannospalax galili (Upper Galilee mountains blind mole rat) is the source of this 3468-nucleotide messenger RNA. RefSeq names its product thiamine triphosphatase (gene Thtpa). Bases 930 to 1907 code for a protein of 325 amino acids. Lineage: Eukaryota; Metazoa; Chordata; Mammalia; Rodentia; Spalacidae. Gene Ontology annotation, molecular function: magnesium ion binding; thiamine triphosphate phosphatase activity. Gene Ontology annotation, biological process: thiamine metabolic process; dephosphorylation; thiamine diphosphate metabolic process. The record is from RefSeq and is a predicted model, not a curated record. The transcript has 5 exons.